GGACUCCUCAGAUUUGGUCUUGACCAGCCAGGGCUUUAGGCUGGUCUCCGGUGACUCCUAGUCCUGAGUCUUGAUACCCUUGCGAGAGCUUUGAGCGUGGUGGGUCCCCGGCAUUCGGGGUCCGGGGUGUGUGUGGUUGUCUAGCCUGCAGCCGGGGUCCUCGGCGCGCUCGCGUCCUCCGCAGCUGGCCAGAAGAGACGCGCCCCAGCGCUACGGGGAUGGAACGGACCGAGCUGCUGAAGCCACGGACCCUGGCCGACCUCAUCCGCAUCUUGCAUGAGCUCUUCGCAGGGGAUGAAGUCAACGUGGAGGAAGUGCAGGCUGUACUGGAAGCCUACGAGAGCAAUCCCGCCGAGUGGGCUUUGUAUGCCAAAUUCGAUCAAUACAGGUAUACUCGAAAUCUUGUGGAUCAAGGAAAUGGGAAGUUUAAUCUGAUGAUUCUGUGCUGGGGUGAAGGGCACGGCAGCAGUAUUCAUGAUCACACGGACUCCCACUGCUUUCUGAAGCUGCUGCAAGGAAAUCUGAAGGAGACAUUGUUUGACUGGCCUGACAAGAAAUCCAACGAGAUGAUCAAGAAGUCUGAAAGAACCCUGAGGGAAAACCAGUGUGCCUACAUCAAUGAUUCCAUUGGCUUACACCGAGUAGAGAACGUCAGCCACACAGAGCCUGCCGUGAGCCUUCACUUGUACAGUCCACCUUUCGAUACGUGCCACGCCUUUGACCAGAGAACAGGGCAUAAAAACAAAGUCACCAUGACAUUCCACAGCAAAUUUGGAAUCAGGACUCCAUUUACAACUUCAGGGUCACUGGAGAACAACUAGGGCCUACCAAGCCCUUCGAAGUUUCGCUUUCGGAUCCUCUGAAUGUUUUCCCUUGGACAGAGAGGCCACCCACCAUUUGCUGUCCAGUGACACAGUUAAACAAGUCCAUGCUCAGUUCUACUACAAAGGGUGUGUACUAAGGAAGCAAACAAUGCCCCGAGGAGAAAAAUCCCACUAAAGAAAAAGUCACUUGAUUUUUAAUGACCAAGUUUUUAAUGACCAGGUUAUUUUGUCCUCUAACUCUACUGGGGGGGUGGUGUCCACUCAAACUCUACUGGGAGCUUUUGGUGGUUUUUUUUUUUUUCCCAGCCUUAGGAAACACUCUGGUCUCUGAACUCUAAUAAUCAAUAAGUAAAAAUAAGAAACCUCAAACUAUCACGUGUCUGUUUUCAUACCUAGGAAUCUAAAUGUGGAAAUCCUUAAUAUGCUUUUUAUGUUCUUAAUAUUUGACAAGAAUUUUUUUCAACCCUAUUUGACAAAUUCCUGUGCUGUGGAGACUAGGGGACGCAUAGAGCAGUUUGGUGCUUGGCAGUGAGCAGCAGGGGUUAGAGAGGUGAUGAACCCAGACCUCCUGCGAACGAAAACCGAGACGCUGUGAAAUGUGUGCCACCACCUUGAGCUUCCACCAAAAUUGCCAAACAACUUUAAUAAAACUGGAUUUGAGAAG
Mus pahari (shrew mouse) is the source of this 1488-nucleotide messenger RNA. It is a transcript of the gene Cdo1, whose product is annotated as cysteine dioxygenase type 1. Gene Ontology annotation, molecular function: ferrous iron binding; cysteine dioxygenase activity. Gene Ontology annotation, biological process: L-cysteine catabolic process. Bases 219 to 821 code for a protein of 200 amino acids. The record is from RefSeq and is a predicted model, not a curated record. NCBI's taxonomy places the organism in Eukaryota, Metazoa, Chordata, Mammalia, Rodentia, Muridae. The transcript is spliced from 5 exons.